UCCUAUCUUCGACCCAUGCCGUGAUGAUCCCAAUGUGUUCUGACAGAUGAAGCUACGUUGUGUUCUGCUUCUAGAUGAUCAGUUCCAGACCCAUGCACCUGGAGCCUCAUCGAUGACGUCGGUACCUCGCGACAUCCUAUUGCGACACACUCUCCACGCCACAACCAAACCCAGAUCGCACACCCUCAAUUAUUCCAGUAUCUGUCGGUCCUUGAGCUCUACGGUACAUCAGCACCCAGCAGCCUCGAGAAACUCCUCCAAAAUGUCAUGGAUGGACAGCUGGUCCCGCCCUUCCAAAUCACAGGCCACACCGCCUCCACUAUACCUUACUAUCGGCGAUGCAGUGCCUUAUUGCCAUAGCUGCGGCCGCGUUAUUGGAGAGAGGAAAAAGCAUGCGGGACAGGAAGUCAAGUACUGCUCCGCACGGUGUCGAAACAACAAGCCCCGUCCUAUCGACAGAAGGAUCGAGGCUGUCUUUGCCGCCUUGCUCGACGGCGCGACACCUGAGUCUCUCAAAGAUAAAGAUAGUGAUGUUGAAGGCGAAGUUGUGCCCGUGGGACGGAGCAGCAAAGAAUCCAACGAGAAAAGCAGUGGUAAAAAGAAGAAAACAGUAAAGGGCGACCCGAGGAUCAUCGCAGAGUGUGCAACCGUCGAGGAGAUCGUCUUCGCACGGGAGAAGGACCCUACGAAGGUUUUCGGUCGGAGGAAGAACAGGGCUGCGAGAGGAGUGGUCGAAGAGGGCGAGUGGAAGAGCGUGGAUAUGGUCGAUGAUCCUCACGUCCCUACAACACAAUCGACCGCUCCCGAUACAUCAAGUGAGAAGGACCACACAUCAGAUGUGGACUCUGAGGACGCCACGGGUGGGGUCUCUUUGGUUAAGAAAGACAUGAAUGAGCCAGCCUACGGUUUUGGUGCCGGAAAAAUCCGCCCCCCACAAGAAAAGUCCGACAUCAACGGCGGCAUUGGCGGUGAGAAGGGCCGGGCGGAGCGCAUCCAUGAGACCGACGAGAUGAAGGCAAAAAGGAAGGACGGUGAACGAAGGGCUGAGGAAAAGGAGAUGGUUAAGCGGGCUGCAAGAAGGGGUGUUGCAUUCGGAUUUGGUGAUGGCGAAGAGAAGCGGAAGUGUGAGGCUGUGAUGAAGGGAGUGGUCGUCGAGAGUAGCUUUGCAAAAGGCGAGUGGGGGAUAAGAUGGAGAGAGAAAUGAGCACUGAAGCAGGGUCGAACUCUGUAAGAUAAACCGCAGGGUUGCAUGAAGUCUCGUCAAAAGAGCAUGCACGGUC
Paraphaeosphaeria sporulosa is the source of this 1280-nucleotide messenger RNA. RefSeq lists its product as uncharacterized. The record is from RefSeq and is a predicted model, not a curated record. The transcript has a single exon. Bases 263 to 1204 code for a protein of 313 amino acids. NCBI's taxonomy places the organism in Eukaryota, Fungi, Ascomycota, Dothideomycetes, Pleosporales, Didymosphaeriaceae.